Rana temporaria (common frog) is the source of this 1120-nucleotide messenger RNA. RefSeq names its product microfibril-associated glycoprotein 4-like. Gene Ontology annotation, biological process: elastic fiber assembly. The coding region runs from base 130 to 897 and encodes 255 amino acids. NCBI's taxonomy places the organism in Eukaryota, Metazoa, Chordata, Amphibia, Anura, Ranidae. The record is from RefSeq and is a predicted model, not a curated record. The transcript is spliced from 6 exons.
UUAUCAUUCCUCCCCUCAGAUUAGAAAACCGGAGUAGCGAAGUCUCAGAAAGGAGGGAUUCUCUGGACCAGACGCAACAUAUAAAUACAAGACCUUAAAUAGCAAACUAACACUCUGCAGACUGCAGGCAUGGAGGUUCCGGGACACCUGGGUCUCCUCUUCCUUCUGUUGGUGGUCCUGAACCCGGCGCUGAGUCAGACUUCAAAGACGGACCACGAGAACGGUUCAGACACUCAAUAUCCAAUAGACUGUGAGGACGUCCAUGACCAAGGGGCCGAUGCCGAUGGAGUCUAUGUGAUAUACCCAUCGGGGCCAUCCAGCGCUGUGCCAGUAUAUUGUGAUAUGACUACCGAUGAUGGGAAAUGGACGGUGAUCCAAAAGAGGUCCAAUGGUACUAUGAGCUUCUUCCGUGGCUACUCCGACUAUAAGACAGGGUUUGGCCGAGCAGAUGGAGAGUACUGGUUAGGACUGCACAAUAUUUAUCAGCUGACUCUACGGAAAAAGUAUGAGCUGAGAGUAGACCUGGGUGAUUUUGAAGGCAACAGGACCUACGCCAAGUACGCAGAUUUUGCUCUUUCCCCCAACGCUAUCAACCCAGAGGAGGAUGGGUACACCUUAUACGUGGAGGGGUUCACUGAUGGUGGGGCAGGGGAUUCUUUGACCUACCAUAAUGGAAUGAAGUUCUCUACCUACGACAAUGACCGUGAUGUCUUCCUUCAGAACUGUGCCUCCCUCUCAGCUGGAGGGUUCUGGUACCGAGCUUGCCACCUGGCUAACUUGAAUGGGCCGUAUCUGCGGGGGGCCCACCUGUCCUAUGGCAGCGGAGUCAUCUGGUCUCAGUGGCGAGGUCUUUAUUAUUCCCUGAAGUCCACUGAGAUGAAGAUACGUCGUGUGUGAGACCCCCUUGGUUUGGUCCAAGACAUGUGAUGUCUACUGCCUGUAGGACCUAUGACUUCCUUUCUGUUUUAUCUUAUUGUCCUCCAAACACAGGCAACCACCAACCACCCCAUGAGAUAUUUAAUCUUUGACCUUUUCCCCCAAAAACUGUAAUAUUUUCCAUGACUUGAUACUUUGUAUCUCAAGAAAGACCCUGAUGAUGGAACAUCAUCUUGAUUCCAAA